GUGCUUGCCGGCUCGCGAAGGUUUUCAAGAUGGCGGAUGACUCUGUCGCAGGUACGGUAGAGGUAGCUGAGAUCGAAAAGAAAGAAAAGAAGGCUUCUUCAUCUGGCAUUAAGAACUUCUUUGCUGGUGGUUUUGGAGGAGUAUGUUGUAUAGCGACGGGACAUCCGCUCGACACCAUAAAGGUGCGGCUUCAGACAAUGCCAAGACCGAAACCUGGCGAAAAACCGAUGUUUACAGGAACAUUUGACUGUGCUAUGAAAACCAUUAGGAAUGAGGGUUUCUUUGGUUUGUACAAAGGCAUGGCUGCUCCUAUCACCGGUGUGACACCUAUCUUUGCAAUUUGCUUCUGGGGCUUCAACAUGGGAAAGAAACUACAAAUGAAAGAUCCAAAUGCUGAUCCUACCUACCUACAAAUCAUGAAUGCUGGCGCAUUUGCUGGCGUUUGUACAACUGCCAUCAUGGCACCAGGGGAACGGAUCAAAUGCUUACUGCAGAUCCAGCAAGCAUCUGGUGCUGAGAAGAAGUACAAAGGGCCAAUUGACUGUGCAAGACAGAUCUAUGCACAGAACGGAAUCAGAGGGGUGUACAAGGGUGUUUGUGCUACCCUACUCAGAGAUGUACCUGGAACUGCUAUGUAUUUUCUAUCCUAUGAAUAUCUCAUGAAGCACUUUACACCUGAAGAUGGAAGCCGGAAAGAUGUUGGUGCUCAUAAAAUUCUUUUUGCUGGAGGCACUGCUGGAAUGCUUAACUGGGCUGCUGCCAUUGCUCAAGAUGUACUUAAGUCUAGACUACAAACUGCACCAGAGGGUACCUAUCCCAAAGGAGUCCGAGAUGUCUUCAGGCAAAUGAUGAGAGAAGAAGGCCCCUCCGCCCUGUUCCGUGGACUAACUCCAGUCAUGUUGAGGGCCUUCCCGGCAAAUGCGGCCUGUUUCCUUGGUUACGAACUGGCCAUGCGCUUCUUUGAUUACAUUGCGCCAAACUGGUAACAAGAUCAGACCAACAAGAGUAGCGCAGUUGUAUCUGUAUUGCAAUAGCAAACUACCUCUGUUCUACUGCCUCUGUUCGACUGCCUCCGUUCUACACCCUCUGUUCUUCAGCCUCUGUUCUAAGCCUCUGUUCGGCUGCCUCAAUUUAAGACUCAACAGAUAAUUAAUGAUGGCAGUAUAAUAAAUAUGAAUAUAUUUGUAAAUGUCAUAUUGGGAAUUAUUGUCCAUGUUUGCGGUGCUGUUAUUUUUCUACAAGUGGCCUUUAGAAUAUCACGGAAGCUCAUUUUUUUCUGCUGGAUUUUUGGUUGUGCUGCGUUUAUAUACAUAUAUUUUCCAAACCCCUGAUAAACUGUAACUAUAAAAGGCGGCUGGCUCUGCCUUAGGCUUGUCACUUGACAUAACGCCUAAAACUUUCACCUGUUUUAAUGAAACUUCUGUAAAAAUCCCAUUCAGCAUUAAAAGCACUUCCCCCUUUGUCAGGGGCUUUGCAUGAA
Molecule: messenger RNA, 1480 nt
Organism: Nematostella vectensis (starlet sea anemone)
Lineage: Eukaryota; Metazoa; Cnidaria; Anthozoa; Actiniaria; Edwardsiidae
Product: mitochondrial carnitine/acylcarnitine carrier protein
Exons: 11
Coding region: 30-986 (318 amino acids)
Biological process (GO): mitochondrial transport; carnitine transmembrane transport
Cellular component (GO): mitochondrial envelope
Molecular function (GO): O-acyl-L-carnitine transmembrane transporter activity
Source: RefSeq, a predicted model, not a curated record